Molecule: messenger RNA, 2683 nt
Organism: Oncorhynchus masou masou (cherry salmon)
Lineage: Eukaryota; Metazoa; Chordata; Actinopteri; Salmoniformes; Salmonidae
Product: alpha-2-antiplasmin-like
Exons: 8
Coding region: 193-1698 (501 amino acids)
Biological process (GO): negative regulation of endopeptidase activity
Molecular function (GO): serine-type endopeptidase inhibitor activity
Source: RefSeq, a predicted model, not a curated record
AACAUUAACUGAGCAAUGAGGGGGCUGACAGUAGAGUACUGGGCACUACAGGAUCCAGCUAGGGGAACACUCACCGUGCCUGUCUGACUCUCUAUCUGUCUAUAUCCUAAUCCCGUUUGCCUAUAUCACCUAUCCCCUGACCAAACAUCGGCUGGGUUUCUUUGUUCUGUAUUGCAGGCUAGCUGUUGGGAUAUGAAGCUGCAUCUGCCUGUACUCUUGCUGCUCUGCCUCUGUUGGCUGGGACUGACUGAUGAGACUGGUACGGUAGCUACUGAGUACCACUCUUGCGGGGAGCAGGUGCUCAGCCAGGAGGCCCAGUGGUCAGUAGGGGGUGCUGUAGAGAGACUGGGCAGGCAGCUACUGGACAGCCUGCAGACAGGGCCAGAGCAGCCCAACGUCAUCAUAUCACCCCUCAGCGUGGCCCUUGCACUAGCACAGCUCACACUGGGAGCUCGUAACGAGACACAGAAGUUGCUGCUAAGUUCUCUACACGCCCACACUGUGCCCUGCUACCAUGAAUCCCUGGGCAGCCUGCUCCAACACCUCACCAACACCUCCCUACAGGUGGCUACACGCAUGUACCUGCGCCCAGAGUUUGAGGUGUACCAGUCCUUUGUUGCAGAAUCCAUGCGUAGCUACAAAUCAGAGCCUGCCCCCUUGAUCUCAGUGGAAGAUGUCAACCAAUGGGUGGAAGACACCACCAAAGGUCACAUGACCAAUUUCCUGACCAGUAUUCCACAUGAUGUGGUGCUCAUGCUGAUCAAUGCUGUGCAUUUCAAAGGUGAGUGGGAGGCUCGCUUCGACCCUCAGCUCACACAGAAGGAUGUCUUCUAUCUGGACAAUAAGAACUUUGUCCAUGUAGACAUGAUGCGGUCAGCCAAGUAUCCACUGAGCCUGUUAGAAGAUGGGGAGCUUGGGGCUCAGGUUGCACGUUUUCCAUUUAAGGGAAACACCAGCUUUCUGGUAGUGAUGCCGUUGCCAGGAAGAGGAAACGUGUCAUCGCUGGUGGCCAAGCUGAAUAUCUCUGACCUGUACAGACGUUUACCUCAGGAGAGGACCAUGCAGGUCCAACUGCCCAAGUUCACCCUGCAGUACCGCCAAGAGCUACAGGAGGCGCUGACCAGCAUGGGUCUGGGCUCUUUGUUCUCUAGUCCUAAUCUGUCCGGUGUCUCAGCGGUUCCUCUGCAGGUGUCCAGCAUGCGUCACGCCUGCGGGGUGGAGUUGAGUGAGGAGGGGGCCGAAGCAUCUGCAGCCACCUCCAUCACCAUCAUGCGCUCUGUUCCCAUCUUUUCUGUAAACUCCCCCUUCCUGUUCGCCCUGGUAGACCACGCCUCCCUCGCUCCAAUCUUCCUGGGCACCGUCACUAACCCAGCCCCUGACGCCAGCCCCAUUCAGAUCAACAGUCCCCUCGGCGAUGAUCCCAAUGGCAACAGGACCCAAAGUGACAGCUCUCAUAGCAACAGCAAUGUACAGAACGAUGGUCCCCAUAGUAACAACAACGUACAGAGCGACAGUCCCCAUAGCAGUAACAACGUACAGAGUGACCAGCCACAAAGUGAGAGAAUGCAGUGUGGCGUCCCUGUCGGGGGGGAGGAGCAACAACAGCCCCUGAAUGAAGUAGAGGGAAACCCCAACACCCAAGUGGAGGGGCAAGGAUCCAGUUCCUGUGCCAAUCCCUCUCAUACAGUUCCUUCCUAAACCAACAAUGAUGCCCAGCUUGCCCCAACCAAUCUCUCACUGUUCUGUCCUGAGUAACACUGAUGCCCAGCUUGUCCCUAACCCAUCUCUCACUGUUCUGUCCUGAGCAACACUGAUGCCCAGCUUGUCCCUAACCCAUCUCUCACUGUUCUGUCCUGAGCAACACUGAUGCCCAGCUUGUCCCUAAUCCAUCUCUCACUGUUCUGUCCUGAGCAACACUGAUGCCCAGCUUGCCUCAACCCAUCUCUCACUGUUCUGUCCUGAGCAACACUGAUGCCCAGCUUGCCCCAACCCAUCUCUCACUGUUCUGCCCUGAGCAACACUGAUGCCCAGCUUGCCCCUAACCCAUCUCUCACUGUUCUGUCCUGGGCAACACUAAUGCCCAGCUUGCCCCAACCCAUCUCUCACUGUUCUGUCCUGAGCAACACUGAUGCCCAGCUUGCCCCAACCCAUCUCUCACUGUUCUGUCCUGAGCAACACUGAUGCCCAGCUUUCCCCAACCCAUCUCUCACUGUUCUGUCCUGAGCAACACUGAUGCCCAGCUUGCCCUAACCCAUCUCUCACUGUUCUGUCCUGAGCAACACUGAUGCCCAGCUUGCCCUAACCCAUCUCUCACUGUUCUGUCCUGAGCAACACUGCCUGACCAGCUGGUCUCAUAUGGAGCCCAGCCCUCACAUAGCAAAACCCUAUCCCAAUCUAUUGGCACAGUUCCCAGUCCAGAAUCAACAACAGCCCCUACCCCUAGACACCUGACAACUUCGCACAGUCCCUCCCCUCCCCAGUGAAUGCCCCUGAUUACAACCCAAUGAUUUAGGAGAGACCAUGGACCUGUCCCAUACUACACUGUGUGUGCAGAUUAACACUCAAAUGUGUUUUUUUACACUUGGCUGUGCACUGUCUGUCUUACAGUAUUUGUGUUUUGUUUUGAUGUCUUACUUUUUGAUGAUUCUCACCUCUGGUAUUGAUUAAAGAAAUGAAGUCUCAA